UGGGCCCUUUCGGCAGCACCUGGUGAAUUCCAGCUGGGAAGCAGUGAAGGAGCUCUCCAAGAUGGGCCUGGAGACUGACAUGGAGGUGGAGCUGAGGACUCUCCAGCUGCCUGUAGAUUACAGGGAGGUGAAGCAGAGGGUCACCAGAAUCUGGAAAGAUUUUCAGCCACAACUCGUUGUGCAUGUGGGUGUGGACACUUCGGCCAAGGCAAUUUUUCUGGAACAAUGUGGCAAGAACCAUGGCUACCAAGAUGGUGACAUCCAGGGCUUCCGGCCGGAGGGAGGUGUGUGCCUGUCUGGUGGCCCGGAAGUGAUUGUGUCAAGGGUCAGCAUGAAGGCGGUCUGCAAACGCGUUGCCAUUGAGGAUGUGGAGGUGAUCUUUUCUCGAGAUGCAGGCAGGUACGUCUGCGAUUACACCUACUACCUGUCUCUGCAUCAUGGAAACGGGCAUGCGGCACUCAUCCAUGUCCCUCCACUUUCACGUGGGUUCCCAGCCAGCCUGCUGGGAAAAGCCUUGAAAGUCAUCAUCCAGGAAAUGCUGGAGGUGAGUGGGAAAGCCCCAGCUCAAAGCCAGGAUCGCAGAGAACUGAACCACACUGAUCCCACCCAAAGGGAACCAGUUGGGGAAUGUCUCCUUUAGAGAAAAAUAAAUGUUCAGUCCUACGUGCAGAGUUCAAUUAUGCCUUGAGAGGCUUUUAAAAAUUGCUUGUAAAACAGUUUACACAGAGGGAAAAAAUUCUGAAUUCGCUCAACAAAAUCAGUUAUUUUAUUGUCAGAAGUAAGAAGAACUCUCUAAAAGGCAGAUGUUUCACAAGGGAUUAACUAGCUUCCGUUAUGGUUUUUAUGACAAUAAAAUGAAAUCCCAGUAAUUUUUUUUUCUCCUUCUAAAAGACUGUGCAGUGGGGCUGUGAGAUCCUGCCCAGGCUUGAGGACCACAGGCCAUGGAGGCACAGGUGCAGCCGCUCCUCUAAGUUCAGUGUGUGGUUUUUCCCUGUCUUGUUUUGCUACUCGUCUUACCUAUUUUGAAGUAUAUAGUUUAGUGACAUUCAGCACACCAAUGCUGUUGUGCAGCCAUCACCACCAGCCCUCUCUAGGGCUUUCUCACCGCUCUGGACCAAAACUCUACCCAUAUACAAGAGCUACCUAUUCCUUCUCUCCCCAGCCUUUAGCAACCACCAUUAUACCAUCCAUCUCUAUGAACUCAAUUAGGUACCUAAUAUGAGUAUGUGUCUUUUUUGUGUUUUAUUUCAUUUAUUAUAAUGUCCUCAAGUUUCUUCAGUGUUGUAACAGAUGAUAUGACUUCAUUGUUUUCUAAGGCUAAACAAUAUACCAUUAUAUGUCCCUGCCACAGUUGGCUCUUCCAUUCACCUAUGGACGGACACUUGGAUGGCUUCCAUCUUUUGGGUAUGGCUAAUAAUACUGCUGUGAAAAUUGGCCUCCAAAUGUGUGUUCAGGCCCCUGAUUUCAGUUCUUUUGUGUAUAUACACAGAAUAAAUUGCUGGAGCAAAUGAGAAUUCUGUGUUUAAUUUUUUUUAGGAACUGCCGUAUUGGU
This is a messenger RNA of Heterocephalus glaber (naked mole-rat), 1552 nucleotides long. It is a transcript of the gene Pgpep1l, whose product is annotated as pyroglutamyl-peptidase I like. The record is from RefSeq and is a predicted model, not a curated record. Gene Ontology annotation, cellular component: cytosol. Gene Ontology annotation, biological process: proteolysis. Lineage: Eukaryota; Metazoa; Chordata; Mammalia; Rodentia; Bathyergidae. Gene Ontology annotation, molecular function: pyroglutamyl-peptidase activity.